Molecule: messenger RNA, 599 nt
Organism: Meloidogyne enterolobii
Lineage: Eukaryota; Metazoa; Nematoda; Chromadorea; Rhabditida; Meloidogynidae
Source: the annotation of a GenBank genome assembly
UUAUCCAACCAUCAAACAAUCUCCUAAACAAUUUAAAAAUCCACAAAGCACCCCAAAACAACUCUAAAAUGGCAUUCCUCUACACUUCUACCCUUCUAAUCAUUUCAUUGGCUUUUAUUGCCAUAGCUGAGGGAACAGGCGAUCGAAAGGCCUCUACCUCGAGCUGUAAGGAGGUUGGAACCCUUAUUCAUUUAGGGGACAAAGACAAAAUUCCCCCAGCAAGAGCAAACAAACCAGAUGUACAAAAUACUCUAAAAAUGUCUGGAAAUGCUCAAAUAUUCAAAACUACUCAAGUGACCUUAAAUGUGGACAACCAAGAGCCUUGUACCGUUAAAAUUAAUAAUGGCGAAACCAAAUGUAAAAUAACCGGAGAUGAAUUAAAUGGAAAAUUAAUUUUCGAAACUGAAAAAGGAACUGAAAUUUCUGUUCCUUUCAAAGAUGCUAAAUUGUUUUCUGGAAAUAAGUGUGUUAUUGAACUUGUUAAUUAUGACAAGGAAACUCAUGAAACUAAACUUAAAAUUAAUGGAAAUGAUUUUAUGAUUAUAAAGAAGGAUGGUACUGUUUCAACUAAGUGUGGCGGAAGAGCUAAAACUGUUUAA